AUGGGUGAUCGAGAAGCUGAUGUCCCAGCCCCAAUUACUCGAGCGGAUUUGGACGCUCAAAACCAACGGAUCGACAACCUAACCAACCAAUUUGGGGAGAUGCGAGAAUUGUUGUUGCGAGCUAUUGGUGGCAACAAUGGAAGGGGUGGCAGAGAUGAUAAUCGAAGAGAAGGUAGAGAUGGCGAGAGAAGAGAUAAUAGGAGGCAACUUAUUCCGGAUAAUGAGUCAAAGCUAGAAGAAGAACUUGAGGAACCACCACCACCACCGGCUAAUAAUCAUCGUAAUCGUAAUUAUGAAAAUUUUGGCGAUUAUCGGAUUAAAGCCGAAAUCCCUAACUUUUGGGGAAAUCUGAAGAUUGAAGACUUCUUGGAUUGGCUUGUAGAAGUGGAGAGGUUUUUCGAUAUUAUGGAGGUUCCUGAGCAUAAAAUGGUGAAGAUGGUAGCUUUCCGUCUAAAAGCUACAGCGGCUGUAUGGUGGGAUCAAUUGCAAAGUUCACGGCAGAGGCAAAGAAAGCAGCGGGUUCGUACAUGGCGAAAGAUGAAGCCGCUUAUGAUGGAACGAUUCUUGCCCACAGAUUAUGAGUAG
Prunus armeniaca (apricot) is the source of this 585-nucleotide messenger RNA. Lineage: Eukaryota; Viridiplantae; Streptophyta; Magnoliopsida; Rosales; Rosaceae. The record is from the annotation of a GenBank genome assembly.